CGGGAAUCUGCCCUAUCUGAUUUUCUCACCGAAAGUUAUUAUUAUUUUUACUAAAGAACGUUUGCAAAUUCUUUCUUGACUUACUUUCCUGUCAAGAAGUAUUUUUUCUUCUAGUUUCUGGCCCAAAUUGGACCUGAAUCAGAAAUAUUGCCACAAUUGCCCUGUUCUGACUAAUAUGUCACAUUGGUCUUCGACAUUUUGGGGGAGCACUGCGGGUUUACUCGGCGAGGACGAUGAAGCAGAGGCUGGCGAUGCCGAACAACAAACAUCCUGGGAUAACAAAGACAGCCUUAUAUUGGUAAUUGACUGCUCAAAGGAAAUGCUUCUAUAUUCCAGAGAUGAGAUCCCUUUCCAGUUGUGCGUAAAGUGUGCCAUUAGCAUCCUUAAGCACAAGAUCAUUAGCAGUAACAAAGAUCUGAUAGGUGUAGUGUUCUAUGCAACUGAGAAAAGCAAAAAUUCAAGUGAUUUCAAGCAUGUUUACAUUUAUCAGCAGCUGGAUCUCCCAGAUGCUCAGUGUAUUCUUGACCUUGAAAAAUUUCUAGAAGAUGACAGUUGUGAUGACUUUGGAAACACAUUCGGACAUAACAGUGGAUUUUCUCUGAAUGAUGUUUUGUGGACUUGUUCCAAUAUGUUUUCAAAUAGUCGUCAAAAAAAAGGCCACAAACGAAUUAUGUUAUUUACCAACAAUGAUAAUCCCCAUGCUGGGAAUCUUGCUCUCCAAAGACAAGCCAAGACAAAAUCAAGAGAUUUGAAUGAAAUUGGUAUUGCAAUUGAACUGAUGCACAUUCAGCCUCCAGACCAUGCUUUCGAUUCAAGUCUUUUUUACCAGGAUGUAAUACAAAUGGAUGAUGAUGAGGGAGGGAUUUUGCCAGAUCCUGCUGAGAAGUUUGAGGAACUACUAACCAGAGUGCAAAAGAAAGAGCAUAAGAAAAGACCAUUAGCAACUCUUCCAUUUAUGCUGGCUGAUGGAAUUGAGCUUGGAGUGUCUGUAUACAAUCUUUGCAGACCAGCAACAAAAUCCAGCUAUGUUAACCUAGACAGUCAUAAGAAUGAAGAAGUGAAAAUACACACCAAAUAUAUAUGUGUGGAUACUGGCAGAGAUCUAAUGCCAACAGAUAUAAAGCUUUAUCAGAUGUUUGGAGGUGAAAAAGUUAUCUUUGAGAAAGAGGAGGUGGCAGAAAUGAAAAGCUUUGGCAGCCCAGGUCUUCUCUUAAUGGGGUUCAAACCAAGGUCAUCACUGAAGAACUAUUUUCACCUCAGACCAGCACAGUUUCUUUAUCCCAAUGAAAAGAAUAUUUCUGGGAGUACAACAUUGUUCUCUGCACUUCUUAACAGAAGUCUUGCUAGAGAUGUGAUUCCAAUAUGCCGGUUGAUUCCAAGGGCCAAUACUGCUCCAAGAUUUGUAGCUCUACUCCCACAGGAAGAAGAACUGGAUGAGCAUAACAACCAAAUUACCCCUCCUGGAUUUCAUCUAAUUUUUCUUCCAUUCACUGAUGAUCUUAGGAAAUUGAAAUAUGAGGAAACUCCUAAAGCCACUACAGAACAAGUGAAUAAAGCCAAGGAAGUGAUCAAGAAACUCACAUUGGGAUUUGAUUGCUCAAAUUUUGAGAAUCCUACCCUACAGAAACAUUACAAGAACCUGGAGGCAUUAGCUUUGGAUAGAGAUGAGCCUGAAGAGGUUAUUGACUUAACAGAACCAAAGGUAGAAUCCAUUGAUUGCCAAGCCGGGGAAGCCAUAAAAGAGUUUAAAGAUGUAGUUUUUCCUGAUGAUUAUAAUCCAGAUGCCAAACCUGCACCAAAGAGAAAGGCUGUGGAUUCAUCAGGAGGUGCUGCCAAAAGAACUAAAGCAGGAGAUGGGGUUGAAGUUAACAUGCGAGAAGAGGCACAGCAAGGCAGACUUUCCAAGCUCACUGUCCCAGUGCUUAAAGACUUUGUUAAAGCAGCUGGCAUCAAAUGUGGCUCAAAAAAGGCUGAUCUAAUAGAAGCUAUCAAAGAACAUUUUGGAGUUUGAUGUACAGGUUAAUCUCCUUUUUUAUCAUCAGAGUAAUUACUUCACCCAGUACUUUUGUAUUUAAAGGUGAAUUCCUGAGGAGAAACCAGAAAUCUUUAAUUUCUGAUCUUCAAUUUUAACUAAACAAGAAACUUUUACAACUUGUAACACAGUUGUAGUAAAAUAUUAGAUUUAUUCCCAGAUGAUAAAUACUGAAUUGGAUAAAAGUAAGCUAUAAAUACAGAUUUUGCCAAUCUUUUUUUUCACUGAUGUUAUGUGUUUGUUUGUUCAGCUAUGAUGAACCUAAAAGUGAUUUUGACAAAUACUAAGCUUGGAGGCCAACAAUGUAAAUAACUUAAUUCUUUGUAAUAUUGAGAUGGAUUGCAGAAUUGAGGACAACCAUUUUCUCUCCUAUAUUCUGUGCAGACAUUUUUUAGUCACCACUCAGAAUCCUUAAAUAAACUAGAGUUGUACUCUG
Messenger RNA from Pocillopora verrucosa, 2468 nucleotides. RefSeq names its product X-ray repair cross-complementing protein 6-like. Gene Ontology annotation, biological process: double-strand break repair via nonhomologous end joining; telomere maintenance. NCBI's taxonomy places the organism in Eukaryota, Metazoa, Cnidaria, Anthozoa, Scleractinia, Pocilloporidae. Gene Ontology annotation, cellular component: nucleus; Ku70:Ku80 complex. Gene Ontology annotation, molecular function: damaged DNA binding; double-stranded DNA binding; telomeric repeat DNA binding. The record is from RefSeq and is a predicted model, not a curated record.